GCGUUAUCAAUGGGGUCUUCAGGGGGUUGGAAGGGGUAAAGUGACUGGGGGGCGUCUCGGGUAUAAAGGCUGGGGGAGCGCGUUGGCUCCACACCAUCGUCACAAUGAGGCUGCUGGUGCUGUGUGCUCUGGGCGCUCUCUGCCUCGUGCCUGGCGGAUCGUGCGAUCAAACAAGUUCAGCGUUGAAGCAGCGAGACGUCAACAACAUCUUGUGGAAGAUUUACGAGGAUAUCCACGAUUCUCGUCUACAAAGUCUUUCCCAGACCUUUGAUCCUCUUUCCGGCCACUAUGACGACGGUGGUGUCUCCGUCAGGCGCCUCAUGAGUGAACUCAGCGACCACCGCCUGCUGGAGCAGAAGCACUGGUUCUCGCUCUUCAAUACCCGCCAACGGCAGGAGGCUCUCAUGCUUUACGACGUGCUCGAGCACUCAACAGACUGGGACACCUUCGCCGGGAACGCAGCCUUCUUCCGUGCUCGCAUGAACGAGGGCGAGUUCGUUUAUGCUUUUUACGCUGCUGUCAUACACUCUUCUCAGACACAACAUGUGGUGCUGCCGCCCCUCUAUGAGGUUACUCCUCACCUCUUCACCAACAGCGAGGUCAUUCAAGAAGCCUACAAGGCCAAGAUGACACAGACACGUGCGACGAUCAAGUCCCACUUCACCGGCAGCAGGAGAAACCCCGAGCAGCGUGUGGCCUAUUUCGGCGAGGACAUCGGCAUGAACACCCACCACGUCACCUGGCAUUUGGAAUUCCCCUUCUGGUGGGACGAUGCCCAUGAGGACCACCACAUUGACCGCAAGGGCGAGAACUUCUUCUGGGUCCAUCAUCAGCUCACCGUUCGCUUCGACGCCGAGCGUCUGUCCAACCAUUUGGAACCUGUUGAUGAACUCCACUGGGACGACGUGAUCCACGAGGGCUUCGAUCCCCAGGCAAUGUACAAGUACGGCGGCUACUUCCCAUCCCGCCCAGAUAAUAUCCACUUUGAGGACGUGGAUGGCGUUGCUGAUAUUCGUGAUAUGCUGCUUUAUGAGGAUCGCAUUCGCGAUGCUAUUGCUCAUGGUUACAUCCGAGACCACCAAGGCAAGAUCAUUGACCUGAGGAACAAUCACGGCAUCGAUAUCCUUGGAGAUGUGAUUGAGUCUUCCCUGUACAGUCCCAACUCCGAGUACUACGGCUCCCUACACAACACAGCGCAUAUGAUGCUCGGCCGCCAGGGUGACCCUCACGGCAAGUUUGACCUCCCUCCUGGUGUCUUGGAGCACUUCGAGACCGCUACACGCGACCCGGCCUUCUUCCGCCUCCACAAGUACAUGGAUAACAUCUUCAGAGAACACAAGGACAGCCUUCCUCCCUACACCCAGCAGGAGCUCGAAUUUGACGGCGUUAACAUUGACAACUUCUAUGUUAAGGGAAAUUUGGAAACUUAUUUUGAAGACUUCGAGUACAGCCUUGUGAAUGCUGUUGACGACACAGAAAGUGUUGAUGACGUGGAAAUCACCACAUACAUUCCACGUCUGAACCACAAGGAGUUUUCAUUCAUCGCUGAUGUCACGAAUGAGAAGAACCAUGAUGUUCUCGCCACUGUGCGCAUCUUCGCCUGGCCUCAUGAAGACAACAACGGUGUGCCAUUCUCUUUCGACGAUGGUCGCUGGAACGCGAUCGAACUGGACAAAUUCUGGGUUAUGUUGCACCCCGGCCACAAUCACCUUGAUCGCUCUUCCUUUGACUCUUCUGUGACGGUCCCUGAUGUACCCAGCUACCAGUUUAUUAAGGACAGGACCGAGGAAGCGAUUCAGCAAGGCAAGGAACUCCACAUCGAGGAAUUUGAGAGCAGCCUUGGGCUACCAAACAGGUUCCUUAUUCCCAAGGGCAAUAAGGAUGGCCUGGAGAUGGACUUAGUCAUCGCCAUCACCGAUGGACAGGCCGAUGCUGCUGUCGAAGGAUUGCAUGAGAACACUUCCUUCAACCACUACGGCUGUGCUGACGGUAUUUAUCCCGAUAACAGGCCCCACGGUUACCCGUUGGACCGUCACGUGGAUGAUUCCCGCAUCUUUGAGGAAUUACACAACUUCAAGCACAUUCAAGUCAAGGUCUUCCACCACGAAUAGGGAGGCAUAUUCUACCAGUGGGCCGCCUUUGAGUCUCUUUACCAUCAUGCCGAAGAGAGAGCCACAUGAGAUGCAUAAGGCACUUGUAAUUCCUUCUCUUCACCCUUAUCACACCUACACUUUUAACUUUUACGAACAAACAUUUUUCUUCUCCGCAUAUCACAAUCUCAUAAUGUGAAUUUCCAGCCUUUUAUCAUUUAAACUCUGGCAAUACACUGAACUGAUAGUAACACCAAUUACUGAAGUAAUCAUAAUUCUAUAAAAAUUUGCUUCAUGGCAGGGCACACACACACACACACACACACACACACACACACACACACACACACACACACACACACACACACACACACACACGUUGUGAUGGUCUUUAUAAAUAAAGAACAUGUUCACUGA
Molecule: messenger RNA, 2507 nt
Organism: Scylla paramamosain (green mud crab)
Lineage: Eukaryota; Metazoa; Arthropoda; Malacostraca; Decapoda; Portunidae
Product: hemocyanin subunit-like
Exons: 3
Coding region: 105-2111 (668 amino acids)
Molecular function (GO): oxidoreductase activity
Source: RefSeq, a predicted model, not a curated record